Pecten maximus is the source of this 3791-nucleotide messenger RNA. Its product is annotated as protein tyrosine phosphatase type IVA 2-like. NCBI's taxonomy places the organism in Eukaryota, Metazoa, Mollusca, Bivalvia, Pectinida, Pectinidae. Gene Ontology annotation, molecular function: protein tyrosine phosphatase activity. Gene Ontology annotation, biological process: protein dephosphorylation. Gene Ontology annotation, cellular component: nucleus. The record is from RefSeq and is a predicted model, not a curated record. The transcript is spliced from 3 exons. The annotation marks the transcript as partial.
CAGGACUGGCAGUUUGACGAUGGAAACCCUCCUCCCCUGAUGGUGAUGGAUGAGUGGUUCAACCUGCUCAAGACCCGCUUCAAGGAAGAGCCUGGUUGUUGUGUGGCUGUUCACUGUGUGGCAGGACUUGGAAGAGCUCCAGUUUUGGUGGCACUAGCCUUGAUUGAAUGUGGAAUGAAAUAUGAAGAUGCAGUGGAACUAAUUCGCAGCAAACGACGUGGUGCCAUCAACGCCAAGCAACUUUCCUUCCUCGCGGACUACCGGCCAAAGUCACGCCUAAAGUUACGUGGAAAUGGACACAAGCAGUGUUGUAUAAUGUAGACAUGAUAGCUCAUCUUCAUAUUAUAAAUUAUGUUUCAUCUUCUGUGGUCACAUAGGUACACGGUGGCAUCAGAUGUAAAACUAACUGUGAUUGGUGGGGACAAAGGACUGGAGCUAAAGAACUGUAGCAGUAGAGAUGUUGACUUGUGAUGUUUUGGCAGAAUUGGAUAUUGAUCAGUUGAUCAGGGCUGAAGAAUAGCUGUGAUCUGAUUGGCUACUUUAAAUUAAACAAUCAAGUGUAAUGAAUUAAGCUGGUAUAGAGAAUUGUACAAACUUCAGUGUUAACCAGCAUAUCUUUUUUUUAAUAUCAAGUAUAUUGAGGAAACAUUUUUACUACUAAAAUAUUUGUGAUACUAAAAAAAAUGGUCAUGACAUAUUUAUUUCAAAGAUGGGUUUCUGCUAAAUUUCAGCUUUUCUUUCUAUUAAUUGAAUAAAUGUAUGAAUAUUAAAUAACUGGUGAAGCUGCCCUGUCAUACUUUUGGUCAUGUUUUUCAUCUGUUUACUGUUAAAGGGGUAUGGAGGGCAGGUAAAUGAUGGAACCCUUGAUUUUUAAGUAUAUCCGUAUUAUAACACAUCAAAAACAAACAAUAUUGGUUUACCACCAGGAUUGAAUUUGGAUGCAAGGCUCAAAUAUUCUGACAAAGACAUGCCUGAGCAAAUGUAGGCAGAAAUCCAUCUUUAGAUUAAAUGUGUAUAUCCAUGUAGAUAUUGGAUGAUGGAGCAGGAUUCAGAAGACCUCAUCUAUGAUAGUGAUACUGUCUCAUACUACUAAAUGUGUUCAUCCCUUUGUUUCUGUAAUAGACUACUCUUGCCAUUAUAAUUAACUAGCCUAUUUCAUGUGACGGGGUAAAUUAUAUACUGAAAAAUAUCUCUUAAGAGCAGUAAUUCUCCCUAGAGAAAAGGCACACUGAUUAUUAAUGAUGAAUUAAUUUUAAAGAACCUUAAAUAUUACCAUGUUUAAAGGACCAGAUAAUGUAUAAAAACAUAUAGAUUUUAGGAACAGUUGUCUUUAAUGUAAUGUGCAUGAUCCAAAAGUAAAUACACAGUUUAAACACAUGUUUGUACAUGUAUAUGAUGGUGUAUACCUUUUAUAACUAGCAUUUUAAUUAAAGAGAAUUGUUUGAAAUUAUACAAAAAUACCUGUAGUGAUAUGUUAAAGGAACUAUGAACUUUAUCUUAUCCAGUGUAUAUACUAUCUAAAAUCACAUAUUCCCUUAAGGAUAAUUAUGAUUUUGUUAUUAAAUUCAAACACCUAGUUUUAGAAAUACAUGUACCUACCGAAUCUCUAACGAUGAUGCCACAUUUUUCAAGUAUAUAAAUGAAAUGUAGAGACAGUGUUCGUACUAGAUGUGUAAGGUCUUCUGUUUCCUGGGAAUCUGAACAAAGAAUUGUAAUAGCAAUAGAAAGAAACAAGAUCUUUUUUUUGAAAAUGUAGGCACAAAUAAAAAUGAUCAGUGCUCUGACCUGGAUUGAUACAGGGGUUUAUCGGAGGAAAACAGACUUGUCAUCCACAAGAAAUCAUCUUCAGGCAUCAAAAAUUUAAAAUAUCCAAAAUUGAUUAAAGAUGUGUUGUUAGAAAAUGCCGUUUGCAUGUUUGUCUGGAAGUAUUUUGAAAAGUAUUUGAGACUAAUUUGGGAAUGAUCUAUUUAGGCAUUUAGGAUACUUAAAAAAACCUCUGAUAAAUCCCUGGAUUGGGUUUAGGUAUCCCUUAUAUAUUUGUAAAGAGUGUUCCCAGUUUUUCAUUCAUCCCAUUGCUCAGACUGGUACUCAAAGCCAACAUUGAACAAAUCCCUUAAAUUAUCAUAUCAUGCUAGUUAAGGACAAAGGGCAAUAUUACAUUGCUGUUACAAGACAAUGAAUUAAUAUGUUCAUAAUCCUCAAGUCAAUUGAGGGCAGAGAUCUUGAUGUAAAUGGUUGGAAAUCAAUGAUUAGGAGUUAAUUAUUUUUGAAAAUUAUUUAUUGCAUGCAUGUGUGAUUGUGUUCAGAAAAGUGUGUUGUACUAUUUAUAGAAUCUGGCACAUGACUCACUGGUUCAAUAUUUAUAUGUAUAAAAUUUCAUCUAUUGUAAAGAAGGAAUGAAUGAAGAUCAACCUAUCUUUUAAUAACUUUUUUUCCAUUUAUGAGGAAAGAAGAUUGAAAUAUAUUUGGUUUGUACAAGGGUGAUUAUCUGCAUAGAGUUAGCAAGGGAGAUAACUUGUUGUGAUCGUCAACAAUAAGGGAGAUAAUCUAUUGUUUUCACUGUAAUGGGAGAUCAUCUGUAGUUCUCAGUGAUUGAUAACCAAGUUCACUAGCAUUGGAGAUUGUACCUUUUUUAAGCAGGAAUUAUCAUCCAUCCUCUCCUUUAUCAGGGGAGACAAUCCAGUCCAGUUUAGUCAUACAUAGGCACCAUCUUCCUUAGCCAAAUUUAAUGAUGUUCCACUGGCUAAAAUCUCAUUGAUCUUGUUCUCGUCAGGGAUGGGUUUAGCUCCUUUAGGAGUUUGGCUUAAUCUCUGUUAAUCCCAAGUUAAAAAGCUCCACUUAGUAUCUGACUUGUUCCUCUUCAGUUUUAGUGAAAUUUCUAAAUGAUUUGGCUAAGGUCAGAUUUAUUCCCUCUCAGACACUGUUUGGUCUCUCUGGGCAAGCUCUUCAAAAGGUUCAAUAUUUGGGGAUAGGUAAUAUGUCCAGCAUCAGCCAGGCACUGCUUCCUUUGAGGUCCUGUUUUGUUCUUUCAUCAAGUCUGGUAUCUGUCCUACACUCACUGCAUUCCUAAUGUUUCCUAAGCAACAUCUCUCUCAGUAAAACCAGUCUAACAUUCUUAUAUAACAUGUCCUUAAUAACAUCAAGGUGUAAGUCAACAUUUUGAAUUGUGUUAUUUUCAUAAAAAUGAAACGUGAAUGAUGUGAAAUUUGGCAGAUUUGAUAUUAUUAUCAAGUUCUAUGUUUUGUAUGUAGUUCUAGAGGCUCAGUUCAGAAAGCAAAAUGUUGAUUUCACCCCUUACCCGAUACAUCCAGUUGUCACUGCCCAUAUGGUACAUAUUUUUUAUUAUUGUAUUCUCAUGUUUUCAUUAAUUUUCCAAUCAUUCAUCAUCAAUAAAUUAGUUUUUACCAUUUCAGUUUUGCAAUUAAAACAAGAAAUGGGAGGGUUGGGUGAGUUAUCUCCCCUUCACAAAUUACAUGUUAUCUCCUAUGAUUUCACAUCUCUGUGAUAUGUAUACUACUGUAAUUACAUGACACAAUGUGAGACAACUCCGAUUCGUCUCUGAAAAUUACAUGUUCCAAAUAUACUGCCUGUAAAAAGAGAAUUGAAUGGAAACUCCUACUUUUUUGAUUGCAGAUGAAAUGUAAGAUCUUAAAAGCAGUUUGAGUUUAUUGAAAUUGAUAUGAAAUGUCAACUUUCCAUAAGCAUUUAUGUGACAAUAUGAAUCUGAAGUAUUGCAUUUGUAUAUAUAUUAUGCAGAUAUUGAACUUCGUCAAUAAAUAUAAAUUACCAUC